GAACCUAUGCGGCAUAGAAGUGACACAACACUGAUACCAUUUCUCAGAACGUAAAUAUCAAUUCUGUGACAAUAAAUAGCGAUUUUUGUGCAUUUAAGGAAACUACACGUAUCGUAGGCUACUUGAAGUCAUCCGCAAUCAACUACAAAGUCCGUUAGUGUUGAGUGUGUCAAUUAAAACAGGCAACUUGGUCUAUCAGUGUCAAAUUUUUGUGUUGCACACUUAAACCAAAAAUAGGCGAUUUUGAGUUAUGACUAAUCGUCUAAUCAAUGUGCGAUGAGUAACGCUCCAAACAAAUAAUUUCCGUGAACACAACAGCGCUCUGGGUGAUGCAAUAAAAAGGACCCCAGCCAACAUGUCGAACGUCUAUCUAUUUCCAAUCGCGGUGUACUUACUCUUCCAAACCACAUUCAUUUGCACAUACAUAGCCGCUAUUCUGCAGGGUCACGUCGUACCCACAGUACCGUACAUCAGUGAUGCAGCCACUUAUUCGCCAGAAAGUUGUGUCUUCGGCCAGCUCAUUAACAUCGGAUGCGUUUUGCUCGGCAUUGUUGUCUACAUUCGCUACAGACAAGUUCAACAGUUGAUUUACCAUCACAUGGAACUGGCAACAUCGUCAUACAGACUGAAUCAAGUGGCGUUGUGGAUCGGCAUUGGAUCAUGUUUCGGCUGUUCGAUUGUAGCUAAUUUCCAGGAGACCAACGUUCGCAUCGUCCAUUUCGUGGGUGCAUUUACGUGCUUCGGCUUCGGAACGAUUUACUUUUGGUUACAAGCCAUCGUCUCGUACAACAUAUCACCAUUCACCGGUUCGCUGCGACUCGCUCACAUCCGAAUCGGUUUGGCUUCGCUGUGCACCAUUUUCUUCAUCGUUGUGGCCGUUACAGGAAUCAUUUCGCACAUUCUGUUCAACGGCGAAGAUCCGAGAAAGUGGUAUCCAUCCGAUGGUGGUUGGAAAUAUCACGUCGCUAGUUCCAUAUCAGAGUGGAUUGUGUCGACGAUAUUCUGUUUGUAUAUUCUGUCGUUCAGCGACGAAUUCAAAUUGCUUACGUUUGAUCAUCCGCCGAUUGUUAUUGCUGGCUACGAGAAUGUUCAAAUUGUGGCCAGUGACACUGGUGACGAUCCGCUGUGCUAGGUGAUUAAUAGAAAAAGAAAGAGAUAAAUGCGGGAGAACAAGAAGAAACUGGGACUAUGGCACGACACGAUAAUUGUAAAUUGAUGUAAAUUCUGGAUGGAAUCUCAAAAAUUUUAGUUCAGAAUUCACUUGCAAGUUCUUUACUUCCGACUCUGGCUAAUCAAAAUUUUGUACUUUUUUAUAUGAGAAAAUCGAACACUAAACGAUUUCCUUAGCCAUUUUGAUACGGCAAAGCGUUGCCUUUACUUAAUGUUUUUCAUUUUCAAAGUUUGAAUCUAGUACAUCGUAGAGCUUAUUUUGUGGUGCAUUUAAUUUCCUUUGGGUUUGGUCAUUGCCUUCAAUAAAGUGCUGUUUCUCAAUUGUUACGACCGAUGUGAUCCUAAAUGUUGCUUUGUUUUGUGAUAAUUUACAAUAAUUGAUUAGACUUUGUGAAUUAUAAAGAAAAUUAUUUUGUUAAAUGCAAUCGAAUCGAAAACGCAAACUCCUUAAUUAUGUCGAAGAGUUCCUUUUCAACAAAUUUUGUAAAUCAUUAAGACUGGAACGAUAUCAAAGUUAUUUCAAUAGCUUGAAUUUCUAUUGGCAAAUAAAGUUUUUUUUUUUAUUUAUUUUGAAUAAA
Messenger RNA from Bradysia coprophila, 1748 nucleotides. Its product is annotated as DNA damage-regulated autophagy modulator protein 1. The record is from RefSeq and is a predicted model, not a curated record. Lineage: Eukaryota; Metazoa; Arthropoda; Insecta; Diptera; Sciaridae.